Messenger RNA from Chaetomium globosum CBS 148.51, 1317 nucleotides. RefSeq lists its product as uncharacterized. Lineage: Eukaryota; Fungi; Ascomycota; Sordariomycetes; Sordariales; Chaetomiaceae. The transcript is spliced from 2 exons. Bases 1 to 1317 code for a protein of 438 amino acids. The record is from RefSeq and is a predicted model, not a curated record.
AUGUUUGCCGAAUCGCCCUGGAUCAUGCAGUACAAGAUGAAUUACACCAGGGAUCACGUCUCUGGAAGCUACAAACCGAGCGGGGGACCGUACAAAGCGGCAAGCAAGGUGCCGGCCGGGCAGUUGGAUCCUAACGAUCUCACUCGCCGGCUAUAUAUCGUUCUAGCCGAGCAGAAGGCGCACGCAGAACGGAGAAGACGGGCUCGCGGCGACCCAUCGCACUCCAAAGACAGUAUGGGCACAACCCUGAGCGCUCAGAGCCGAGAAACGCGUCAGAGAGCUGCCGAACCCCCCGCCGACUUGGUCACGGAACUCAGAAGAACAGAGUCGACCAAGCACAAGCCAGCCCCAGACUCCCACCCGGAAGCCUACCACCACGUCCCGCAGGAGGCAGCCAAGCAGUUCACACGAACCACCACCGUCGAAAACAUGCGCGACAGCAGCCUCGUGCACAAGCUCUCCAAGCACGCCCUCAAAUUCCACCUCGAAGGCCCCAAAGCCCUCCGCCCAGUCGGCAGCAACAACAACAACAACAACAACCACAGCAGCACCUCCAACCCCGCCAUCCUCGCCCCCGCCGAACUCACCCGGGCCCUCCAACAAAACCAAUCCCAGCGGGACAAGCUCCUCGACCGCAACCAGUUCCAGCGCACGCACGCCCUCGAAGAAGCCGCCGCCGCUGCCGCCCAACCGCACCAUCCAACCCAACGGCGCAUGCACACCCUCGAGGACGAGCUCUCGCGCAUCCUCCCCACCAGCAGCAGCGGCGGCGCCAAACACCUCCGCCGCAACAGCACCGGCAACACCGCCACCCACACCGACCCCGCAACGACGACAGGAGCCGGUCACCACCACGCGCGACACUCGCUCAUCGCGGCGCCGGACACGCUCAUCAUGGACACGCUGCUGGAGGACGACCCCGCGGCGAUGGAUGGGACGGGGACAGAGCUGGGGCGGUUUGCGGCGGCGGAGCGGGCGCGCGUCGAUUGGACGCAGAGUGACGAGGUUGGUGGGCGGCCCUCCUGUAACCAUCCAAACCCAAAAGGCCGGUUAGCCCCCUUCCUCCCUCAGCAAUCGCUCGAUAUACUUGGCCUCCUCCGCCGCCACCUCCUCCCGAACCCUGUCGAUCCCCACACUCUUUUUGUUCAGCAAAAACUUGACCAAAUCACAAAACUCACGGACCCCGUCGCCCGUAUCGGUGGGAUCUGUCCUCGCCUUGCGCAGGGCCUCAGCACCCUUGCGCAGACCGACGUCCUUCGACCAUGGCUGCUGCCUAUUGCGGCCCGUGUUUGCCGUGAUGGCGCUCGACCAGAAUGA